AUGCUGCUCGUCAGAGCGAUCUGGCAGCUCCAGACGUACGGGGAGUCCAUGCUCUCCGCUGGCCAGCUGGGGGACUUCGAGGCCUUCAUGCUGCACGCCUACGAGUCCUGCUGCAAGGGUGGCGCGGAGGCCCAGACCUGGGACCCGGACAGGUCGGCCGAGGCGCUGAGGACUUGGCUAGGCUGGGCCAGGGAGCUCUUGCAGUGGUUGGUCGGUGUGCGGCAUACGGGCACCAGUGGGCUAGGGGGCGCGGUGGGGGCCGCGAGCGCCCGCGGGGCGCCCGGCAGCGGGCGCGGGGCGCUGGCGUGGAGCAGCCUCGGCGGGCCCGUCCAGCUGCUCGAGCAAGCCUUCACAGCGAGCUUCUGCGCAACACUCAUUCUCCCGCGCGCGGUCCACCAGCGGUGCUGCCCGCCGAUGGCACGCUGCGCGUUCGGCGUCGAGACGUUCUACCAGGCUGGCGUCACGCUCUGCAGCAUCCUUAGCCUCACCGCCCUCACGGUGGCACUGCAGUGCCCCUACCGGGAGUUCUGCCCGUGGGCCCAGAGGAUCUGCUGGGCGACCGUGUGUGUGGCCAGCCUCCUCGCGUGCGUGAUGUUGCAGAACUACUGGGCGCUGCAGCACGUGCGCUUCAUGAACGUCGAGGAUCUGUCCCCGAUCAAGCAGGCCGACUCCAGGGCCACCUGGCGCUGGGGGCUCACGGCGAGGACCUUCCCGCUCAUCUCCCGCGCCCUCUUCGUGCUCUCGGGGGCGGCCGCCCUCGCGGGCCUGCUCGUCGGGCUGCUGCACUGCCCGGCCAGCCCCGGGGCCCAGCACGUCUGCGCGGCCCCCCGGGCCGGCCCCCCCGACCCCAAGGUGGAGUUCGGCGCCCCCUGCGCGCUGUGGCUGCUGAUGGCCCUCGUCGGAUCCCGGACGAGCUGCUCGCAGACGCUCCCCUUCCUGUUCGACGCGGUGCCGGCCGACGUGCCCGACGGGAAGGGCUGGGGGAGGUGCGCGCGGUUCGCUGUGAAGGUUGCGAAGAUGGUGCACCCGUGAGGCCGGCACAUUUCAUAGCAUUUAUUUCGUCGCCCUAUUUGUUGUUCAUUUUUUUUGCUUUUGUCUCUGCGCGCGGCGCCACGGCGCGCGCCCUGUUGGCGGCGCUCGCCGCCCUCUCUCGCGCCGCUCCUCUCCUUACCCUCCAGAGGAGGAGGAGGAGGAUGGGGAUGGCGCGAGGGGUGUGGCCUUCUAUAAGAGGGCAGGGUGCCUCUCAGGAAGCUCCUCGGAGGCUUCUCGAGAAGGCGCUUUUUUUGGAAGGCAAGGAGGCCUUCUGAGGAGCCCCGUGCUCUCUGAGAGGAGGCCGCUUUUCCCUUGGCCUCGCCCGCUUUGCUCUCGUACCGCCAGACGCCCUCCUCCUCCCCCUCCUCCUCCUCCUCCUCCUCUUUUCUAUAGUUAGUUUUAGAGUUUGCUCCGCCACGCCAAGUUUUAUCACAUGCAUUGAGGCGCGGGGAGCGCCGCACGUCGGCCGCUCUCCGCGCCAUGGCUGCGCGCCCGGAACAAGACAGUGCGCCCCCAGGACACCCCGUGAGGCCCACGGCCCCGGCAGGACCAUGGCGCCCCCUCGUCACCGUCUUCUUCCGGGCCGCCGCCGCUCGCGGCGCCGCCGGAGGACCAGCUCCGGCGGCGCUGGUGCUCGCUUUAAGGGGAGGGGGGAGGUGGAGCCGACCACACCCAGGCGUGGCCCUUCGCCCUGUUCGGCCUUCGGCGCCUGGGGAGUCCGCAGAUCGCCGAGUGCGGUGCGAUAGCAGCGGCCUUCGAGCUCGGGUGUGCCCCCCCCGCGUCCCCCUGGAGCCGCGCACCAGAGGUCCAUCGUGCCCACGGUCACUCCUGUGUGUAGCCAACUGCGAGAUCCGACG
This is a messenger RNA of Prorocentrum cordatum, 1889 nucleotides long. NCBI's taxonomy places the organism in Eukaryota, Dinophyceae, Prorocentrales, Prorocentraceae. The record is from the annotation of a GenBank genome assembly.